AUCAGUAGUGCGCAGCUUGCAAGCUGCAAUUUUCCAUCUUUGAUCAUAUAGUCUCAAUGCUUGGGUAACUUCGCCGUUACGAAAUAGAUCUCGAAGACUCUUCCCUCUAACAGUGGUUGCUAAAGAAUUGCUUUGAAAAUAACCCUCCGAGGAAGUGUUAAAGCUCUGAAUUUGCUGUCGUCCAGCUGUUAUAUCAGAUCUGUAACUUAGGCGCUGGCUGAAUAUUUUCCGCAAACAAGUCAUGAAUUCAUCCAAUCUUACAAAUGCCACAAAUUCUACAUACUCUGAAGAUUAUCAUGUCUACUUCAUGGUAGAAGCGUUUUCCAUCAUGGUUUUGUUUGUACUUGCUAUAGCAACAGUUAUUAGCAAUGGCGUGUUUCUGUUUACGUAUUACAAAGACCCGCUCCAGUGUCUUCGAACUCCGUCGGCGAUCUUCAUCGCUGGCUUGACAAGCGCCAAUUUCCUGACUGGUUUGAUCGUGGAGCCAGCUUAUGUGGUGUUCUAUCUCUGGGCCUACACCUCCGAUUCAGAAGACCUGUGGAAAUUUCUUCGCUUCGCUCAAGCUUUUUCAUUUUUCACUAUGAACGCAUCCUUCCUCAUUAUGUUAGGACUGGGGAUUAUUCAGUAUUUACUGAUAAACAGCCCCAGAAUUUACGACAAGUUUGUAAGCCCAAAAUCUGCGCGCAACGGAGUGGUUUUCAUUUGGAUUUAUGCAAUAUUUUUCGCAUUGCUGCCUGAAAUGUUUGAUGUUGAUGACUUCGCCUACAUCUUGACGGACUUGAUACUGCAUGUAACACUGUUGACUAUUGCCCUUCUAGUACUGUACAUAGCCAUUUACUUCCAGUUCCGUAAGCUGGCUGAACGACAUCGAAAUGCUGAUUUAGGGGAAAAUGCAGGACAGGAAGGACUUUCUGCAGAAGCUACUGAGUCAGAACAGCGGAGACGACAGGCUGAAAAAGAUUUUGUGUACGGAACAUUGAUCUUGACAGCAAUGUUGAUCAUAACUGUUUGGCCAUUCUGUAUAACUUUAGCCCUAGUGCUGUUCAACUUUACAUUGAACGGGUAUAUUGCAUUGAUGAUUGCCCAGCUUUUCCUGUUGUGGAAGUUUGCCAUGGAUCCUUUUGUUUUUGCCUGGCGUUUAAGGAAGUUUAGGAAGUCACUGAUUCUGGCAAUGCAGAGAACCUGUUGCUGUCCAAACCCAUCAUUGCUGGGAGCUACAUAUAUCAGGCGGGAUGAGGUACCAAGUCCCAAACCAGAGGAUGAUGAUGAUGAUAUGGAGGUGACAGUCAUAGAAAACAGAGAACAAGAUCAUGGAGCUAAUGCAUAAUUCAAGUACUAUUUGUAAACUGAAAUUGUAGGGAUAGACAAAGCAUGUCAACAGGUUUCCAAUAAACCCUUUGGCCAGUUAGAGUGACUAGCAUCUAUUGGUAAUUUUUCCUUACAAUAUCACCCCUAAAUCAAACAUCAACAUCACAAGAUGAGGAAAUGACCACCAACUAAACAAGCCUUUGAUUGUAAAAAAAAUUGUCCUUGUGUAGGUCAUACUGGGAUAAGUGAGGUAAGUGAACCCAUUUUAAUUUGGUCAUAAAAGCCUAUGCUAGAAGAGAUGUGAAAGUAGGGUAGCAAAACGGGGGGGG
This is a messenger RNA of Pocillopora damicornis (cauliflower coral), 1637 nucleotides long. RefSeq lists its product as uncharacterized. Gene Ontology annotation, biological process: G protein-coupled receptor signaling pathway. Gene Ontology annotation, cellular component: plasma membrane. Lineage: Eukaryota; Metazoa; Cnidaria; Anthozoa; Scleractinia; Pocilloporidae. Gene Ontology annotation, molecular function: G protein-coupled receptor activity. The record is from RefSeq and is a predicted model, not a curated record.